CAUAGUCACUAGUCAGUACUCAGUACCUCUAGCCAGUCGACACCCGCCACUCGCCAGUACUCAGUACCGUGGCGUGCUUUCUAGAGAUGAUUGUGUUUAUCGUGUGUGUUCUAUGUGCGGUGGCUUCCUCGCGAGCUCAGCCUGACAAUUCGAUAUGGGUCGACGUGGGGCCGCUAUCUCCAGAGAACGUGGAAGUCGAGAAGCGUUAUACCCCCGAGGUUUUGGAGGAGCUUCAUUCAGCCGCUGCAGAUGCACUGCUUCUGUACACAGAGUACACAGCACAGGCCAGCACCGACUUGCAGGCAUUCCUCAUGAAUAUUUCAAGACUUUCUCAUGAUACCUUCAAUGGCAUGGACCAAAACUUACUGAAUAACGCUCCAGCUGUCUGUCGAUUGGAAUUCGAAAAGCGCUUAAAGAAGAUAGAAUAUGACGCUCACAGGCUGGCCACGUUUAGUGCAGAAAACCAUCACAAGUUCUUCCUGGGACAUAUGAUUGUGUUCCGAAUGCAUCUCAAUAAGAGUGAAGAUUACAUUAAGAAAUGUGAUAAAGUUGUGAAGACUUGCGGCACUUCAUGUGAAACUAUUCCUCGAAUAUCAAGAUGGAGGCGACUGGCGUUAGCAGAGAUCCACCGCGUGCGUGACGAUAUACAGCAUUCCCGACGUUCCUACAAGGACCUUCUCAUACACAACCAUCGAAGACUGAACCACUUACGAAAGCGAGCCUCCUUGCGAACAACUGACGCGAUUGACAUCUUACAAGCAUGUAUUCGACAAAGCUAGAUACUAGACGAAACUUAAAGUAUAGUUAAAUAUAACCAUAAGUAGAAUAAUUUCAUCCAAUGGAAAAUAUGUAACAAAAUAAUCGAGAGCAUGAAACUAAAAAAUUUUACUUCAUCAAAUUACCUCGAAUUUAAAAAGUUAAAGGAAAAAGCGAAUCUUUAAAACAGUAUAAAACAGAACGGUACAAAUGAAGGUAUUUUUAACAUAACUGUUUACUUUCUCUACUUGAAGAAAUAAGAAUAAUACUUAGGUAUUAAAUAAUCUGGGUAUUCAAAAAUAGUUUUCGAAACCGUUAUUUCAUACCAAAAUAACAGUAAUAACUAUAUUAUAUUCGUGUAACGGUCCUUAAUCUGAUGCUCUCGUGUAACGCUGAAAUCUGACGGUAAGCUUGGUAAGAGUGCCCGUGCAGCGAGCUGCUCAAACGUCCGUAUGAAAGCUUCGAUUCAAAAGUCUGUGAACGUAUUUCAUUGGUAACAUAAUAUUAUGUCAUGUUUUACUUUUUACAUUUUGAAUAACAACAUCAUAAUGGUAUUAUUAAAUUAUUUAUUUUUCGAUUGUAUAUAAAAAAAUAUUUAGGUCAUCAACUCUGUCUGCAGGUAGCAGUAGACUUUAUAAUACUUCAUUGUUACGUUUGUGUUCAAAAAUUAUUUAAGUUUGAAUAAAGUUCCUUAUUGGCUAUAUUAGAAUGAGUCAUAAAUAUAUUGAUAAAUGGCGUGAAUAAUAGUUUUAAAAAGUCUGAUGAAAUUUAUAUUUUAGUAUUUAAAAAAAUAUAUAUAUUGAUAUAAACCUGCACGCUCGGUUACGAGCCACAACUUAUAUAAUAUUUUAUUAAUACAUAACUCUGUAUUCUGAGUUAAUAUAUUAUAUUGCUUGGAAUCAGAGUGCUAAGUGUGAGAUUUUUUACCUAUUCGAUCGCUGUAUGUCUUCGAAAGAGUGCUAUGAUGUUUUCCUCUACUGUCACUAGAUGGCGCUGAAAAAAAUCUCACAUUUGGCACUCUUUGUAAGCAAAAUACGAAGGGUUUCGAACGAUGAAGUACAAACUGAAAUAAUAGUUUAGCUAACUUUAAUUAUAAUAAUAUAUUUAUAACAACAUUAAGUUAUUAAAAGCUAUGAAUAGUCCUUAGUUUAUUAUUGAUAAUCUUAGUUAAGAAUUAAAAAUAUAUUUGUGCCAUAAAAGGGAUCUUUUAAGUAAUCACAAAUCAUAAUCGAAACAAGAUUAAUAUCAAUAGUUUGAUUAGAAAGCAAAUAAUUCUUAUAUAUUAAAUAAACUGAUAUUCGGUAAUUUGGCAUUAAAUUAUUUCAAAUAUUUAAAUUUCACUUACAAAUGUAGAGCUAUAACAUGAACUCUACCUAUUCGUGCUUUUUAAUUCAGGCAAUACAUAAGUACCUACAUUUCGAAAAUAUUGGACGAAAUUAUGGAUUACUAUUUUUGGAAAUGACUAAAGAAAUAGUAAUUAAUAUUUUAUAAUAAUUUCAAUAUUCACCGUAAGAUUACAAAAGCUAAGUAUUUAACUGCCAAUAUUAUUUAUAAUAGCGUAGCUUACAACGAAUCCGACCUAUGUUUAUGAAUAGCUCACUUUUUCCCCAGUUAAUUUUUCAUGCAGUAAGUAGAUCUUACAAAAAGAACUACAGAAAACCGUUUUUCAUUGGCGACUUAGGUUGUAUGAAACCAAAAAUUUUAAAAUUUAUUUAUAAAAUUUUGAUGAUUUUCUAUCUGAGAGAAAAUUUAAUCUUAUCGUAAUUCUGAUAUUUUGAAAAAUAAAUUAAUUAAUAUGUGAGAAAAUGCUAACCAUUCAAAUAGAUAAAUUAAUAAGGAGUGGUUGUUUAUAUGUUAUUUGGAAUUUUCUCUGCACUCUCACUAUGCAGUUUAAAAUUAUUUACACUUUAUUCAAAUAUUAUUGCAUUGUGUUUAAAAUUAAUUACUUAAGGUUAGAACAUAUUAUGUGCUUGCAGGUUACUUGAUGGUAAAUAAGUGAUCACCGCCCAAUCAUAACCGCUUAUAACUGCACUGCACUUUAUAACUUCAAUACUAUAAAGUUUAAAUCAUCUUUAAAAUUGUACGUACACACCUAUUAGUUAACUUAAGUUAAUACAUAGAAUUACUUAGUCUCACUGUGAUAGUCUUAACAUAAAUUAUUAUAAAUAACAAAACUAAUGUAGAAAGAAAGUACAAUUUGUAACGAUUGUUGUUAAUUUUAUUAAUUUAAAUAUUAUUUUUGUAAUAAAUUGUCUUAACAAA
Leptidea sinapis is the source of this 3018-nucleotide messenger RNA. RefSeq lists its product as uncharacterized. The transcript is spliced from 5 exons. The record is from RefSeq and is a predicted model, not a curated record. Lineage: Eukaryota; Metazoa; Arthropoda; Insecta; Lepidoptera; Pieridae. Bases 87 to 779 code for a protein of 230 amino acids.